GUUAUAAUGUGCGGUGGCGUUUAAUGCAUAUUUAUCACCAAGAGACAGUCCUAUUAGCGCUCAGCCACUAGAUACUAUGGCAUUUUACCCAGUCAGUUCACUGCAAUGCCAGGCACAACCAGAAGAUUCCUGAUCUUUGGGGAAUGACAAGAAGAAGAAGAUAAAGAUGUGUGAGGAGCAGACCGUGUCUCUGGUGGAUGUUCUGGAAGAGGAUGAGGAGUUAGAGGAAGAAGCAUCAGCUGUGUUGGCAGGAAGUGAUUCUGAUCACUGCUCGUAUCCUCAGGGCUAUGUGAAGCGGCAGGCGCUGUACGCCUGUAACACAUGCACACCGCAGGGAAGCGAGGCUGCAGGCGUCUGUCUGGCCUGUUCCUACACAUGUCACGAAGGUCACGACCUCUUUGAACUCUACACCAAGAGAAACUUCCGCUGUGACUGUGGAAACGGGAAGUUCUCCGGGCUGCAGUGUAAACUACAUCCUGAGAAGGACGACGUCAACAGUCUGAAUAAAUACAGCCAUAACUUCUUUGGAGAUUAUUGCACGUGCCGGCGGCCGUAUCCAGACCCUGACGACCAGGUGGAGGACGAGAUGAUCCAGUGUGUGGUGUGUGAAGACUGGUUGCAUGGCAGGCACCUGGGUUGUGUAGUUCCAGACUGUGUGGAGAUGCAGGAGAUGAUCUGUGAGUCCUGCAUGAACAAACAUCUGUUUCUCUGGACCUAUGCAGCUCACCUGGGAGUGCAGAGUCCAGCAGUACAGAAAAAGGAGGAAAAAGGAGAACAGUCAGAACACAGCAUCCCUGAAUCAGAAGAAAAGAGUGACAACAUCGAUGAGCCCAGCUGUAAACGCAGCCGUGAGGAGGCGGAGCCAAGCUGCAGACUGAAGGAGCUACAGGAGGCGGGUCAGAAGAGAGACCAGUCAGGAGCCGUGUUCUGGCCUCCUGCGUGGCGCUCCAAGCUCUGCUCCUGCAGCUCCUGCCAGGUACGGCUGUCUGAUGCCGGACUGUCCUUCCUGUUGGACGAAUCAGACACCGUCCUAGCCUAUGAGAACAAAGGAAAGAACAAUGAACAAAGACAGCAGGGACACGACCCUCUGAUGUCAGCGCUGGACAACCUGAACAGAGUUCAGCAGCUCGAGAUCAUCCAUGGCUAUAAUGACAUGAAAACUGAACUGAAGGACUUCCUGCAGACUUUUGCAUCUGAAGGAAAGGUCGUGACCCCUGAUGACAUCCGUCAGUUCUUUGAGCAACAUAGUCGUAAAAGACGUCGAGCAGACUCCGGACCUUUCUUCUGCUCCUGAUCGGUCCUCCUCAGUUUUCAUUCUGUGAAGAACUCUUCUUCUUCAAUUUUAAACUUUCUGAAAUUCUACUUUGAGACAUUUUCAUGUCAAAUUUCUCUUAGUUUCAUCUUUGUGUUUCUGUUUGUAAUGAAUAAAAGUUACCCUGAGCAAUAA
This is a messenger RNA of Girardinichthys multiradiatus, 1447 nucleotides long. It is a transcript of the gene ubr7, whose product is annotated as ubiquitin protein ligase E3 component n-recognin 7. The coding region runs from base 167 to 1294 and encodes 375 amino acids. The record is from RefSeq and is a predicted model, not a curated record. NCBI's taxonomy places the organism in Eukaryota, Metazoa, Chordata, Actinopteri, Cyprinodontiformes, Goodeidae. Gene Ontology annotation, molecular function: zinc ion binding; ubiquitin protein ligase activity. The transcript has 12 exons. Gene Ontology annotation, cellular component: cytoplasm.